CCUCCCGGAGCCGAAGUAUAAAUAGCCUCCCCUUCAUCCUCGAUUUCCAUCAUCAGAACUGAGUUUCCAAUUCAGAACCCUAAUCGUCUUUCUUCAUUGAAUUGGUUUCUGCAAAAAUGUCCGGCCGUGGUAAAGGAGGCAAGGGAUUGGGAAAGGGAGGCGCCAAGCGUCACCGGAAAGUUCUCCGGGACAACAUCCAGGGCAUCACCAAGCCGGCAAUCCGCCGUCUGGCCCGCAGAGGCGGCGUGAAGCGUAUCUCCGGCCUCAUCUACGAGGAGACCAGAGGCGUUCUGAAGAUCUUCCUCGAGAAUGUGAUCAGAGAUGCGGUGACCUACACGGAGCACGCCCGGAGGAAGACUGUUACGGCGAUGGACGUCGUCUAUGCGCUCAAGAGGCAGGGAAGGACUCUGUACGGUUUUGGUGGAUAGAAAUGUUAUCGAUUCCGUUCACUGGUUUCUUCUUCAAUCGGAGUGUUCUUCAAUUAGAUCUGUUAGUCUAGUUUUAAUUUUACUGCUUAUGCGAACUGGGGAAAAUGUAUAAGUUUGGCAAUUCAAGAAAUUUAAGAUGGAUUUCUUCAGAUUAUACUGGUGUUUGAAGAUUUUCUUCUUCAUAUGCUUUGAUUUUUAUUUGAAACGAAGUUGUUUUUUGUCAUAUUAUUGAGAAUAUCAAAUUACGCCAACUUCAAAGCAAUUUACGCUGUCCUAGAAUUUGGGUA
Molecule: messenger RNA, 715 nt
Organism: Cuscuta campestris
Lineage: Eukaryota; Viridiplantae; Streptophyta; Magnoliopsida; Solanales; Convolvulaceae
Source: the annotation of a GenBank genome assembly